AUGUAUAGCAACCGCUCCCAUCCGCUCCUCGAGCAGGUGCCCCUGACCGUCUCCCCAUUCAUCUCCCUCCCCGCCGCAACAACCCUCUCCUACAACUACAAGGCGAUGCCCUCAGCCCUCCCUCCCUCAGCAACAGGCGUACCCGCCGCCGUCAUCGACGACGCAGCAGCCGCGACAGGGAGUGGCGAUACCUCCGCAAACAAACCCAAGUAUGUUAUCUCGCAGUCGGGACACGCUGCCCACCCGGAUGAUAUCAUCGCCUCGUGUCGUGCGCUACAAGCACACAUCACGAAGAUGCAGGAGGACGCUGAGCGUGAUCUGCGGGACCUCGAAUUCAGGAUAAAGGAGCGAGAGCUGGCUGAGAAGAGGAGGGUCGCACCCGGCUGGCUCGACAGCGAAGCCCGGAUACUCGAGCCGGAAAAGGUGGGCGGGUCAGCCGAGGGGGAGGAGGCGGCGCAGCAGACGUCGGCGAUAGCGGGGACCAGCGAGAUGCCGCUGAACGACCAAGGCGCGGAGCUGGACCGGGUGUUUGGUGGUUUGAGCAUGAAGUGA
Molecule: messenger RNA, 552 nt
Organism: Colletotrichum orchidophilum
Lineage: Eukaryota; Fungi; Ascomycota; Sordariomycetes; Glomerellales; Glomerellaceae
Exons: 2
Coding region: 1-552 (183 amino acids)
Source: RefSeq, a predicted model, not a curated record